AUGUUUAUCCUCUUGACGGUCGACCUGAACAAUCACUUCACCCCGUCUUUCCAUGCACUCUCCGACCCCCACCACCCAGGGUCCAGUUUUCCUCUUGUCACUAUCUUCACUAUACCCCCGACAGGCAAGACCGACAGAGAACCGGUAUGCCUGGGAAAUCCAUACCUGACGACCAUUUCUAAGACAGGCGGACUAUCCUUCAUGUUGGAGCCCCGUUCAAUCCAGUCACGUCGAGGCACCGGCCCUACAUGCCGAAUUUCCCCACCCGCACAGGUACUCGCCCUCUCCAGCCCCGCAAUGGAGGGGGGGGUUGCACUGCACACCUUCUAUGGUGCCAUCUACGCUACCAUGAACAUGGUGAACGAGCUGAGAUUCGUUGUUUCCACGCCUUCAUCCACUUCUGUGGAUGAGAGUCGUCAUCAUUUUCUUUAG
Protopolystoma xenopodis is the source of this 432-nucleotide messenger RNA. The record is from the annotation of a GenBank genome assembly. Lineage: Eukaryota; Metazoa; Platyhelminthes; Monogenea; Polystomatidea; Polystomatidae.